Molecule: messenger RNA, 1515 nt
Organism: Anguilla anguilla (European eel)
Lineage: Eukaryota; Metazoa; Chordata; Actinopteri; Anguilliformes; Anguillidae
Product: adenosine receptor A3-like
Exons: 2
Coding region: 28-996 (322 amino acids)
Biological process (GO): G protein-coupled adenosine receptor signaling pathway
Cellular component (GO): membrane; dendrite; synapse
Molecular function (GO): G protein-coupled adenosine receptor activity
Source: RefSeq, a predicted model, not a curated record
AGAAGAAUAAGCACUUCUUCCCCCACCAUGGACAGUGUGGCGGGUGUGGUGUACGCAGCGCUGGAGCUGCUGAUCGCCGUGGUGUGUUGCCUGGGCAACCUGCUGGCCAUCUGGGCGGUGCGGGCCAGUGGCUCCCUGCGGAAGCCCACCUUCUGCUUCAUGGCAUCGCUGGCGGUGGCGGACUUCCUGGUGGGCGCUGUGGCGAUCCCCGUGACCGUGCUGGUGGAGCACGGGGUCAGCACCUCCUUCGACAGCUGCCUGUUCCUCAGCUGCGUGGAGUUGCUGCUGGUGCAGGCCUCCAUCCUCAUGCUGCUGGUCAUCGCGGUGGAUCGCCACCUGCGCGUGCAGAUGCCCCUCAGGUACAAGCACAGCUUCACGCAGAGGCGCUGCUGGGCCGUGGUCGGAGCGUGCUGGCUGCUCGCCAUUGCGUUCAGUUUCACGCCCAUGUUCGGCUGGUACAACCGCCAGACCCUGGCCAAGAUGGUGAUGGAGAACUCCACCACCAUCGUCUGCAGUUACUUGGACGUCAUCCCCUUGACUUACCUGAUCUACUUCCAGUUCUUUGGGUGCACGCUGCUUUCCCUGCUGGUGAUGUGUGCCCUCUACGCACAUCUCUUCCACUCCAUCUCCAAGCGGCUGCAGAGGAGCCAGGCCCGGGCCACUGAAUCCCACGCGUACUACGCCAAAGAGCGGAAGCUGGCCAAGUCCCUGCUGCUGGUCGUGGUCCUCUUCGCCAUCGGCUUGUUGCCGCUGAGCCUCAUGUACUGCGUUGAGUUCUCUGGAGGCGACGUCUCUCAGGACGUCUUCUAUGUCGGGAUCCUCCUCAUGCACGCCAACUCCGCCGUCAAUCCGGUCGUGUACGCCUUCAAGGUGCCGAAGAUCCGCAGUGCGUACCUGCGGGCCUGGAGGAAGUGCGCCCUCUGCUGGCGGCAGGGGGUGUCACAGAGCCCCGACAGCAUGGACUUCAGGACCAGAAGCAAUUCAUCGAAGACCUGACCAAGGAACGAGAUUAUUCUGAAAGUAGUCGACACACAGUCUAACUGUGUGCCCAUAUUACCAUCAAUAAGCCAUUCUGCUUACUGUUAAUCAGCACCAUUUUAAAACAUCGGGUGGGAUUCAAUCGACAUUUGUCCUUAACUUUGACUAACAAAAUCAAGAAUUAUCAUCAAUAAUUGAUACAAACGUGAAUGUUUGUGACUGAGUGAGUGACUGAGUGAGUGAUGAAGUUACACCAUUGGUCAGCCAAGUUAUGAUGUCACACCAUUGGUCGGCCGGUCCAUCUAUUUUGACCUGGUCUUGUUUUUCUUUACAAGAAUACUUUGUCGAGUUCAGGAAUCUCAGAAAUCUCUUACUUGCCAAACUAUAUUUGCAAAGAAAAUUUCCAACAUUUGCAAUUCCUUGUGAGUCAAAGUUAAAUUGAUUGUUGAUUGAAUCUUAUAUUUUUGUCAUUUUUAAUUUUACAAUUUUAUAAUGUGUAUGAGAAGCUUUCUUCAGAUGCAUGUUUUUUUUCUUUUA